This is a messenger RNA of Bactrocera latifrons, 1178 nucleotides long. Its product is annotated as putative nuclease HARBI1. NCBI's taxonomy places the organism in Eukaryota, Metazoa, Arthropoda, Insecta, Diptera, Tephritidae. The transcript has 3 exons. The record is from RefSeq and is a predicted model, not a curated record. The coding region runs from base 460 to 1167 and encodes 235 amino acids.
AUACAAUACGCUCCAAGUGUCAGGUAGCCGAACCGCUCCAACAUUUGCGAAAAUGUAGUGAAAAGAAAGGCGGAAAAAUAUGACCUGAGUUACAGGACCCAAAAGAAAAUUUGCCGGCAAUAACGACAAAAGGUUUCCGUCGUUCCCACGGCAGUCGGGUCCACGUAACUGGAUAUAUCGGAUAUCCAAAAAUAUUAUAAAAAUAACUAAUCACCCCWAUCAUGCAUUUCGAUUACGUUCCCGCUCUACGCUCCGCUGGAGUUGAAAUUAGGUAUCAUGUGUUGCAAUUGGAUUGAAAGAAGGAGAGGAAGAGCUAUAACUCUUUCGAAAUCAGCUGUUUGCCUUGAAAUAUGUGAAACUGGAACAUAAAGCAAAGCAAAAAUACACAAACUACUGCUGUUCAAAUUUAUUUUCUUAAUAAAUAAAAGUAAAUUUUUAUUAUUUUUAUUUAACUUAAUUAUGGAAUCUUUAUCCGCGGCGAUAUCACUGGUUGAGGAGGAGAGCAGCGCAUCUCAGGAUGCUGGGGUGAGAAUUGAAAGGAGAAGAUUACGGGAUAUGUGCGAUCACUUCCAGAUGAAUGACGGGCUAUUCAAAAAAAACGUUCGCCCAAAUAAGGACGCAUUCAAGUAUGUCCUAGAUACGUUUGCGGAAGAAACGACGGCAAGUACUUUGUCCUCGUUAUCUCCGCUUAACAUUGUGGUAUCCGCUUUAAGAUUUUUUGCGGAAGGCAGUUACCAGCAUGGAGUUGGCGCAGAUCACAAUGUUGGAAUGGCACAGUCAACCGUGUCAAAGUGGCUAUCAAAUUUUCUCAAUAUAAUGCAGCGGAAGCUAUGCUCACAGUGGAUAAAAUUUGAGCAAAAUGAGAUAGAAAAGCAGGAAGCAGAACCAAAUUUUUUUACGAAAGCUGGUUUCCCAGGUGUUAUCAUGUGCGUUGAUGGUACGCACAUAAAACUAAUCAAGCCAUCCGAUGAACCUUUUCUUUAUUACAAUAGAAAAGGAUUUUAUAGCAUCAAUGCUAUGGUGGUGUGCGACCACAAAUUGACGCUAGGUAUCCUGGAAUUUGAUAAUGAAAACCGUCAAGAGGAAGAGGAAAAGGAACAAACCAAUGACCCUGAAUUUACAUCAACAGCAAAUCGUAUUCGUGACAACAUGCUCUCUACUUUUUAAUAAAUUUGAGA